AUGAACAUCGGAGGAGUCAUCCAGUAUGAUCACGGAAAGGCAGUCAAAAGGGGGUUCCUGCAGCGGACAGGGAUCUUGAAUAAGCCACCGCAGUCACUACUCACCGCGCUGAAUCGAUUGGAAGCAGACCAUCUCCUGAACGAAAGUCAGAUCCCGAAAUAUCUGGCUCGGAUGGCGGCGAUUCCGCUAUUCGCGUAUCCGGGCCAGCAAGAAGGAGGAGAAGAGGGAGAAGACGUGCUCUUCCAGGCUGGGUACGAGCACGUCCACGCAAGCAUAGCGUGCAAAAAGUCCUGUGCACGGGAGAAGUCGAUCCGUCGCCCUGCGAGAUCCUCGACAGAUCCGCAGGCUCAUUACGGGCUGAUCGCGUCCAGUAACCAGGUGGUCAAGAACGGGGCCAUUCGGGACCGUCUCGCGCGGGAACUGGGGGUGUUGUGCUUCGAGAUGGAGGCGGCCGGACUGAUGGAUCAGAUACCGUGCUUGGUCAUUCGAGGGAUCAGUGACUAUGCGGAAUUCGCACAAGAAGGAUCGAUGGCAGGGAUAUGCGGCUGCGACGACCGCGGCCUGUGCAAAGGAGAUCCUUGCUGCUUUGCCGGGGGUUCAAGUUCAACCUGUGGGAGCGCAUUCUCGGGAUUCAAAGACUCAAUCUGA
Aspergillus affinis is the source of this 648-nucleotide messenger RNA. RefSeq names its product Pfs domain protein. NCBI's taxonomy places the organism in Eukaryota, Fungi, Ascomycota, Eurotiomycetes, Eurotiales, Aspergillaceae. The transcript has a single exon. Gene Ontology annotation, biological process: nucleoside metabolic process. Bases 1 to 648 code for a protein of 215 amino acids. Gene Ontology annotation, molecular function: catalytic activity. The record is from RefSeq and is a predicted model, not a curated record.